AUGAACAAAAAACCAUCACGACAUCAUUGUUACAAUAUAAAUCAAUGUCUUGAACAAAUUGAUAAUCUAUCUGCCAUUACAAAAGCUACAGAUGCCAUUAAUAAUUAUUAUUUCCACACUUUGAAUAAUGCAACCCAUCGAAGUGAUGGAUUCUGGAACAAUUUUACUGAACAUUUUGGGGCUUAUACACUAUAUAAUACCCUUCCCUAUUCUAGCUCUGAUAUCGCAAGUUCACACAAUGCUGAUCACCAGGAAUGUUUUAUAUGGGGGCCAUUUGCACCAAGACCUUUUGGGGUUUUUCCAAUGAUUGCUAUUAAUUACAAUAUUAUUAGUGAUUAUCAUUGGGACGCAAAAGAUGAGGCAAAUUGUUUCUGUUGUCUUGUCAUUUUAGGAGAUUUUGAAGGUUGUGAACUAUGUUUUCCCCAGCUCCAGAUUGUGGUGGUGGUUCAGCCUGGGCAAGUUGUUGCAUUUUCCUCACAUUUUCUACUUCAUGAUGCAAAGGGUAACGUUAACAAUCCUCAACAAGACCUCACUGAUACUAAGGGGUUAAACAACUUGACCACACUUACCAAACCAAAAGCAUUCCAAAUUCGUAUCUCAUCUGCAUCAUCUGAUAACAGACAAAGGGGUGUAGAUUUGGCACAUGCUUGUCAAGGCCUAAAGGCAGAAGAUCUGCUACCUAAUUCAUAA
Messenger RNA from Entrophospora sp. SA101, 690 nucleotides. Lineage: Eukaryota; Fungi; Glomeromycota; Glomeromycetes; Entrophosporales; Entrophosporaceae. The record is from the annotation of a GenBank genome assembly.